This is a messenger RNA of Carassius gibelio (silver crucian carp), 4613 nucleotides long. RefSeq lists its product as uncharacterized. Gene Ontology annotation, biological process: DNA integration; proteolysis. Gene Ontology annotation, molecular function: aspartic-type endopeptidase activity; nucleic acid binding. The transcript is spliced from 2 exons. Bases 545 to 4549 code for a protein of 1334 amino acids. Lineage: Eukaryota; Metazoa; Chordata; Actinopteri; Cypriniformes; Cyprinidae. The record is from RefSeq and is a predicted model, not a curated record.
AUAUAUAUAUUGUGACGAGCACUCCCAGAGGAAUCAGCGUCGCCCUGGAAACCAAACCAAAACACCUGCACGUCCUCGUCACCGGCUGAUCGGUCACAGCUGCUCCCCAUCAGCCAGCACAUUGAAAAGCAGCACAUGUUGCACUGAGAAGAGGUUCUCAAACAGAACGCAAAGCUGGACUAACCCCUCUCUCCUAUCCCCACAGAAAGCAGCGAGUGACCGACAGCCCACACCCUUUGGAGCACGUCUGGACACCCACUUUCCCCUUGAUUGGCACAGAGGAACACGGAGAGCACACGGGGAGCACCAACCAGCGGAAAGCAGAUCAGGACACUUCACCAGGCACCCUUCACUUUUCAAUAAACCCACCCUCCGGGGCUUUUGAUUUCACGUACCUCUUGUCGAGUGGUUCUUCACCCCGUGACAGUGGUGGAGAAUGCGGGCAGAACAGUGAGGAAUCACCGACAAGGUCACCGCCCCAACUCCUAAUUUUUUUUUGCUUUCUGUCAGCAGCACCACGGAAGGCGGCACGCGCGGCCCCGCGAUGGAGGACGUCUUACAACGCCUCGCUGAGGUUAGCAUCCGCCAGCAGCAAAUAGCGGAACACCUCGCCACUCGCCUGGGCAGGACGGAGGAUGAACUCGCCGCCGUCCGGGCGGCCGCGGCCCAGCGCGUUCCGCUACCUGAGCCUCGGGCACAAGCCACCCGUCUGUUGCCCAAGAUGACGGCCGAUGACGAUGUGGAAGCCUUCCUUCAGGUCUUCGAAAACACUGCCCACCGAGAGGGAUGGCCAGAGGACGAGUGGGCACGUGCGCUGGCACCCCUACUCACCGGUGAAGCACAGAGGGCUUACUUCUCGCUCCCCCUGACGAGUGCCGACAGUUAUGUCGAAGUGAAGCGAGAGAUCCUGGCGAGGCUGGGCCUCUCCCCUGUAAGUGCCGCCCAGCAGUUCCACGAGUGGGAAUACAAGCCCCGGGUGCCAGCCCGUGCCCAGGCAGCCGAACUCAGCCGCCUCGCCCAGCACUGGCUGUUGGCAGGAAACCCCACACCAACACAGGUAGCGGAACGAGUGGUGGUCGAUCGCCUCCUGCGCGCACUACCUCGCGCCCACCGACAGGCCGUCGGCAUGAGGGACCCACGUGACGUCCGGGAACUAGUGGAGGCGAUCGAGCUGGCGGAUGCCGUUCAUCCCAGCGGGGCAGGGGACCGGCUGCCGCCAUUCCCCCGGAGGGUGGUCCAGGAGCGACGCCCGCUCGAAGGCACCGCGCGACCCGUCAGCAGGCCGACGGUUCCCCCACCGCGAGAUGAGCCCAUGCCAAGUGCCGAACCACCGUCGCCUCCGCGAGCCUGGCUGGCAGGCUGCAUCCUUCACCAACGGGUGCCGGCGGGAGCCCCCGAAGCAGAUGUGAAGGUGGAUGGAAGACGGUUCCGGGCCCUGUUGGACUCAGGCAGUGCGGUCACCCUCAUCCAGGCGCGGCUGUGCGCCCCGCGAAGCGGCCGGAAAAACUUCCUACCGAUUACCUGUGUGCACGGAGACACUCGUCAAGUACCGGCCCGUGAAAUGGUCAUUUCGUCCCCCCAAGGCACCUGGCCAGUGGAGGUAGGCCUGGUGAAGGACCUGCCGGUGGCCGUACUGCUUGGAAGGGAUUGGCCCGGCUUCGAGAAGCUGCUGUCCGCCGCUACCCAGCCUGCCAGCCCCAAGGGGAACCGUCGAAGACCGAGGCGGCCGCCUGGACCCCGCCGCCGACCGGCCCUGCUCGUCUCCGACAGUGGGAGAGAAGGUGAGGCCCCCUCCCAAUCUACUAAUCUGUUUUAUGAUGUCUACCAACAGGCCGCUGGAGGGGGCUCUUUCGCCAAGGAACAGCGGGAGGACGACCGACUCAAGCACUGUUGGAGCCAGGUGCGAGUCGUGGAUGGAGAGGACGUCCUCCCCCGGCCCCACCCUCUCCCACAUUUUGUCGUAGAGAAUGGCCUGCUGUAUUGUGUCGCCCAGCGUAGGGGGGAGGAGAAAAAGUUACUAGUUGUGCCUCGUGCCAAGACCGAGACCAUUCUGGAGCUGGCCCAUUCCCACCCCAUGGCAGGACACCUCGCGGCAGCCAAUACGGCCCAACGCAUCCGCGACCGUUUCCAUUGGCCGGGCCUGGACGCCGAGGUAAAGCGGUUCUGCCAGGCCUGCCCGACCUGUCAGGCCACGUCGCCCCGGACUCCUCCCCCCAGCCCGAUCAUCCUGCUGCCUAUCAUCGAGGUGCCCUUCGAGCGGAUUGGAAUGGACAUAGUGGGGCCGUUGCCGAAGUCUGCCCGAGGGCAUGAGCACAUCCUGGUCAUCGUCGACUAUGCCACCCGGUACCCAGAAGCAGUCCCCCUGCGGAAGGCCACCGCAAAGUCCAUCGCCCAGGAGCUGUUUCUGCUGGCCAGCCGAGUCGGCCUCCCCUCAGAGAUCCUGACUGACCAGGGAACCCCCUUUAUGUCCCGGCUAAUGGCUGACCUCUGCCGGCUGCUGCGGGUGAAGCAGUUGAGGACCACUGUUUAUCACCCCCAGACUGAUGGCCUCGUAGAGAGAUUUAACCAGACCCUCAAGCAAAUGCUCAGACGUGUGGCGGCGGAGGACAAGCAGGAUUGGGACCUCAUGAUCCCCUACGUGCUCUUUGGGAUCCGCGAAGUUCCCCAGGCCUCAACUGGCUUCACCCCCUUCGAGCUCCUGUUUGGCCGUCAACCCCGGGGCCUCUUGGACGUGGCCCGGGAAGCGUGGGAGCAGCAGCCGGCCCCGCAUCGUACCGUCAUCGAACAUGUCCGGCAAAUGAGGGAACGGAUCGACCGAGUGAUGCCGUUAGUCCGGGAACACCUCACCAGGGCCCAACAAGCGCAGCAACGUCAUUAUGACCGGACAGCCCAGCCACGGGAGUUCCAACCGGGAGACCGCGUCAUGGUCCUGGUCCCCAGCUCCGCCUGCAAAUUUCUGGCCUCCUGGAAGGGGCCCUACUCGGUCGUCGAGAGGGUUGGACCGGUCACUUACCGCCUGAGACAGCCGGGACGACGGCAGGCGGAGCAACUCUACCACGUCAACCUCCUAAAGAAAUGGGUGGGGACCCGGGACCAAGUAGCUGCCCUAAGCCUCACCGAGCCCGUGGUUGUGGAUAUCAACCCCCACCUUUCGGCUGCCCAGAAGACGGAGCUGCAGCACCUGGUCAGUCAGUUCCAGGAUGUGUUCUCCUCUCAGCCCGGGCAGACCAACGUGCUUCAACACCAUAUCCGGACGCCCCCAGGAGUCGUCGUUAGGCAACGGCCCUACCGAGUCCCGGAGGCUCGUCGGCAGGCUAUUGAGGAAGAGGUCCAACAGAUGCUAAAGUUGGGGGUAAUAGAACCAUCCCGGAGUCCGUGGUCCAGCCCCAUUGUGAUGGUCCCAAAGCCGGAUGGCACCCUCCGCUUUUGUAACGACUUCCGCCGCCUGAACGAAGUAUCCGAAUUCGACGGGUACCCCAUGCCUCGGGUGGACGAACUGCUGGACCGGCUAGGAAGGGCCCGGUAUAUCAGCACCCUAGACCUAACCAAGGGCUAUUGGCAGGUACCGCUCUCCGAGGCCGCCAAGCCGAAAACCGCCUUCUCCACCCCCAGUGGCCACUGGCAGUACCGGACCCUUCCCUUCGGCCUACAUGGGGCCCCCGCGACGUUCCAGCGGAUGAUGGACAUCCUCCUGCGGCCUCACCAAGCUUACGCGGCCGCCUACCUGGAUGACGUCGUGGUCCACUCCGAGGCGUGGGACGAACAUCUGGAUCGUCUGCGGAGGGUGCUCUCGGAGCUCCGGCGGGCUGGACUUACCGCCAACCCCCGAAAAUGCCACCUAGCCCUCUCUGAGGCCAAGUACCUGGGCUAUCAAGUCGGCCGAGGACUCAUCCGGCCGCAAGACAAGAAAGUUGAGGCCAUCCACGCCGCACCAAGACCGGAGACAAAGACCCAGGUACGAGCCUUCUUGGGGUUGGCGGGUUAUUAUCGUUGUUUUAUCCCCAACUUCUCCUCUUUAGCCGCCCCCCUGACAGACCUGACCAGGAAGGGGCAGCCGGAGAAAGUAUGCUGGACCCCGUCGGCGGAAGAAGCCUUCUCCCAGGUGAAAGCAGCACUCACGUCCUCGCCGGUACUCCGCGCCCCGGACUUUAGCUGCCCCUUCCUGCUGCAGACGGAUGCUUCCGACACAGGACUAGGAGCGGUCCUCUCCCAAAUUCAGGAAGGUGAGGAGCAUCCGAUCAUCUACAUCAGCAGGAAGCUGUCCCCCGCCGAGAGGAAAUACGCCGCUGUGGAGAAGGAAGCCCUGGCCAUCAGGUGGGCAGUCCUGGAGCUCCGGUACUACCUCCUGGGCCGCAAGUUCACCCUGGUAACCGACCACGCGCCCCUACAGUGGAUGGCCCGCGCCAAGGACACCAACGCCAGGGUGACUCGCUGGUUCCUAGCGCUCCAGGACUUCCACUUCGAAGUCCGCCAUCGAGCUGGGGCCGCCAACGCGAACGCCGAUGGCCUCUCCCGGAUCUGGACAGCUUAUGCAGAAAGCAGCGAGUGACCGACAGCCCACACCCUUUGGAGCACGUCUGGACACCCACUUUCCCCUUGAUUGGCACAGAGGA